Molecule: messenger RNA, 2664 nt
Organism: Nothobranchius furzeri (turquoise killifish)
Lineage: Eukaryota; Metazoa; Chordata; Actinopteri; Cyprinodontiformes; Nothobranchiidae
Product: rap1 GTPase-GDP dissociation stimulator 1
Biological process (GO): positive regulation of GTPase activity
Cellular component (GO): cytosol
Molecular function (GO): guanyl-nucleotide exchange factor activity; protein binding
Source: RefSeq, a predicted model, not a curated record
GAGAGAGAGAGAGAGAGAGAGAGAGAGAGAGAGAGAGCACACAAGGCGGAGGCAGCGAGUCAGCAGAGCACCUCCCAACCAGCAGCCAUGACAGACGUGGAGUCCCUCAGUGAGGCGCUAAAGGCCAUCACUGUGAGCACUGAGCUGACUGAAGAGGAGCUUAAGCCUAAUCUGGACACGAUGCUGACGGCACUACUUGAAAAGAGGAAAGAUGCAGCUAUGGAGAUAGCCAGGAGUGGGAUUCUGCCCAUUCUGGUCCAGUCCCUACAGAACAAAAGCAGUUUGAGCUGCCAGGUGGCUCUGGUGGUGGCAGAGAUGGCACGGGAAGGGGCAGUAAGAGAGCAGUGCAUUGAAGCAGGCCUGGUGAAGGUUCUGGUUCCACAUCUGAACAGCAACAACCAGGAAAUGUUGCUGAACACUGGCCGGGCAAUUGGACGCAUCUGCUUUGAUAACACAUACCAGCAGGACCAGUUAGUACAGAGUGGUGUCAUCCCCAGACUGGUAUCCAUAAUGAAGGAAUACCCCAACAAUGACCCACUGGUCAACGUGUGCCUGCUGGCCCUCUGUAACCUGGCAGACAUGGAAAGUGCACGAGAGGCCUUGGCAGAGCUGGAUGUGGCCGAGGUACUGACCAAUCAGCUGAAACGUGCUCCUGAUUCUGAACGGCGUCAUGUCAUCCUGGAAAUACUGGGUUCACUGGGAGAGAGCGAUACACUGAAGUUGCAGUUUGUAGAGUGUGGAGUACCAGAGGCUUUAUCAGAGAUGAUUCAGCAUCUGCAGGGACACUCUGACCCCCAUGACCUCUGCAGUAUAAAGAUCGCCUCCAACCUUAUGGUGUCCCUGCUUUUAGGAGAUGAGUCCAUGCAGAAGUGUUUUGCGGAGGGAUCAGGCAUAGUAUAUCAGAAUAUUCUGUCGUGGUUGCAGAGUUCCAACACCCAGCUGCAGCUGGCUGGAGCUCUGGCCAUCGCCAACUUUGCAAGAAAUGACAGUAACUGUGUGAAAAUGAUGGAUCUCGGUGUGGUUUUACCCAUCCUGACCUUGUUGGAGCAGCAUGUAGAUGAAGGAGACGUAGCUGUUCAACAUGCUGGGCUCAGUGCACUGAGGAACCUAGCCAUCCCUGCAACCAACAAAGUGCAAAUGCUGAAGGAUGGGGUGACUGAAAGGAUAAAGACACUGCUGCGUACCGACAUGCCACCAGUCCAGUUCAAGCUGCUGGGAACACUACGCAUGAUGGUGGACGGACAAGAGGAAGCAGCCUUGAAACUAGGAAAAGAUGCUGUGCUGCUAGCACGAGUGCUGGAGUGGUGUGAAGCUAAAGACCAUGCAGGUGUCAAAGGAGAAGCUAGUCGCCUCUUAGCUGCUCUCAUCAGGCAUAGCCGCAGUCCUGAGAUUGUCUGUGCUGUCGCCAGAGCAGAUGGCGUUCAACAUCUCAUCUCUAUGGCAACAAGUGAGCAUGUCAUCAUGCAGAACGAAGCCUUGGUUGCUCUGGCAAUAGCGUCUGCCAUCGACAUAGUGUCGAUGAGGGACCCGCUUAAGGAGGCAGAGCUGGUUCCUACCCUAAAGAGUAUCCUGGAUGAUCCCAAUGGAGCAGCUGAAGUCAAAUUCAGUGCACUGGGUCUCAUCUGCACCCUGGCUAACUCUAGUGUGAUGAGGGAGGAGCUUGACUCUGUUAAUAUGAAGGAGAGCCUGAGUAGACUGACGGAUCACAGCAGCGGUAAACUGGCUUCCCAGGCCAGAUCCAUUCUGGCUAUUCUCAGUGAUAGCAGCUAAACAGGUGAAGCUCCUGCUCCAACAAAUCUGGUCCAAUGGUUGCAUUACCUGUUUAUCGUGUCCUUCAGUUCUGCAGAAGGCUGUAAAUCACGUGUUGGUGUAAUCAGGUGAGCUGGAGAAGGAAAACAUCCAAAACACGCAGGACAGUGUUCUUCUUGGACCAGGACUGGACUCUACUAAGUCAAACACACACUCAAAAUUAUGAAGAAUAUUCAAUCAAAAUGUGUUUAAAUGCUUUUAUUGCUACGACACACAAACUACCAGCCUAUAUGUGACACGUUUUGUAUGAAUAAACCCUAAACACUAGCAUGUUGUCCAGAGAAAACUCAUCAGCCCUUCUGCUACUGCUUUCCUUCAGAAAAUUUCAAUGUUUUGCUUUUGAACUGCAUAAUGGAAAUGUAGGAAAUGUUGAGUCAUGUUUGACGAUAUUUUUGGAACCAGUUUGAGAUUAACACUGAAACUGAUACAGCUUCAGUAAGGUUGUGUCAUCCAGAUGUACCCACAGCUGUUUCUGACUACUUUUAUUCAACAAAAUUACAAAUAACAUUUAAAGAGUCAUGUCCUUCUAAUCAAUAUUACAUUGAAAAAUCGGCCCUGCAACAAGUUAUUCAAAAGACAUCCUAUUAUUUACUUCUGCGCUGUACAUUAGAAGAAUUUUUACUGAAGAGAUGACCAGUGUUAAAUAAUGAUUUGCUCCAUAAGAGGUUAGUGAAGGCCCCCAGAGAUCCCAAACAGCAUCAGGCUGGUUUAGGAAGCAGCUGGGUAGAAAAUGUGUUUAUUUCAGGAAUCUAUUUUUCUGUGAUACAGAUUUCAAAGCUACUUUUAUUCAUUUUUUGUUGUGUGUUUGAAUAUCGUGUCUAUGAAUAAAUUACUAUCAAUAUAUAUUUCUCCAGA